Messenger RNA from Acanthosepion pharaonis, 759 nucleotides. Lineage: Eukaryota; Metazoa; Mollusca; Cephalopoda; Sepiida; Sepiidae. The record is from the annotation of a GenBank genome assembly.
AUGUUUUCCUUUUUCUCCUUUUGCCAUUUUUCUUUCUUUUUUUUUUUUACUUCUAUGUUUUCUGUUUCAUUCUCAUUAUUCUUUUCUUUCAUCUGUCUUUGCUUUAUCCUCUUUUUACCUUUCUUCUCCACUUUUUACUUGCUCUCUCUCCUUUCUCUUCUCUUCAUCACCAAUCAUCUUCCUGUCUUCCUUCUUUUUAUCUCCUCUUUGGCUUUCUUUUUCCAUAUUGUUAACUCACUUUUCUUUCUUGAUUUUCACAUUCUCUUUCCUCUUUCUGUUCUCCCUCUUUGUCUUUCAUUCAAUUCAAUUCAUUUCUCUUGUUUCUCUUUGUUUUCUUCUUUGAUGCCUCCUCUUAUUGUUUUCUUUCAUUUCCUCUUUUCUUUUUUUUCUUUUUGGUUACUUAAACUUCAGCUUUCCUCUUUUCAUUCUCCCUCUUUCUCUCUCAUUCAAUUCAUUUCUCUUGUUUCUCUUUUUUCUUCUUUGAUGCCUCCUCUUAUUGUUUUCUUUCAUUUCCUCUUUUUCUUCUUUUUUCUUUUCUCUUUCCUUUCUUCAACUUCAGCUUUCCUCUUUCUAUCCUCCCUCUUUGUCUCUCAUUCAAUUCAAUUCAAUUCAUUUCUCUUGUUUCUCUUUUUUUUUCUUUUCAUUUAUAUCUUGAAAAAAAAAACAGUUUCUUUAAACUUUCAUUGGUUCUGUCACUUUGCUCACGAAAUAUCUGAGGGCAAGGAAACUGGCUUCAAAUAUUUAAAAAAAUUAUCAUAA